This is a messenger RNA of Caenorhabditis elegans, 5025 nucleotides long. RefSeq names its product DUF38 domain-containing protein (gene C01B9.1). The record is from RefSeq and is marked reviewed. NCBI's taxonomy places the organism in Eukaryota, Metazoa, Nematoda, Chromadorea, Rhabditida, Rhabditidae. The transcript is spliced from 13 exons. The coding region runs from base 61 to 5025 and encodes 1654 amino acids.
UCACAAAAACUCACUCGUCGGAAAAUAUUCAUACUACUACAAGCAUACACAUUUCGAAAAAUGAAUGAUUUGUGUAAAAAACUGUCCCAUUUAUUUUCAAAGCCGAAAAACAAAACAUCAUCUAAAAUCUUGACCUCCACAUUGAAUUCCUUUCAAAACUCCAGUAGAAUUGGAAUCCGAAUCAUCGUUUCAAAUACCGUCCGAUUGACCAUCUACACCCGAAAAAGCCCUCCCAGGAUAACAAUUAACUUUCAAGGCAUUACCGCCUCCAUGAAAUAUGUAAAUGCGAUUCUAGCAAUCGAAAUUCCAAUUUCUUAUAUAUCUAUCCAGUUUGUUAACAGAGAGUGUUGGAAGUCACUAAAUCCCGAAGUAGUGUCUCAUGUCGGGAUGCUACUAUUAGAGGAAAUGGCCAAAAUGCUGAAAUCAAGCAAUGUGAAGCUAAAAAAGUUUUCUGUACGUCUUUUCGAGACGCCAUCAGACCCUAUCGAGAAAAUUCUAUCAGAUUUGGAUGUGAAAGUUUUGGUAUUGAAGACAGACUGGGAUGAAGAUGAUGAAGAUAAGAAGCCUAUUCAAAAAGUCGAAUCGGAUAACUGGAAAAAGGUCAGAGCGCUGUACAUCAACUCGUUCUAUUUGGCGGGUCCUGUUCAACAAAUCUCACAUUUGUCGACUGCCUCAUGCUUUUUCAAUUCGAUCAAUUUCGACGAUUUGGUCUUCUUGAAAAAUCAUUUCCUCGAUGCACCACAUGCACGUGAAUACGUCAUUCACUAUCGAGAAUUCGAUGGGCAUCCUAUGAUGGUACUUCCUCAAAAAAUGGGAUUAAUUACAAUCGUGGGAGAUCCAAUCGAUGUAGAUCAUUGUGAAACUGGAGAAGACAUCUACAAAUUUCACGUGAUGGACGAGAAUCACGAUAUUUCAAUUAAUUUGUGUAUGAGGGAAUACGCAAAUUUGCAUUCGAUUACUUUUACACGGGAGCCGCCUUUGGUGAAGCAGUUUUCGGACCCAAUCGUGACAAACUACCACUCGUCGACUGUCGAGUUACUCGAAAACAGCCAGAACAUUAGUGUCUUUCUAGUGAUACUGAGAGACUCCAUUAUGUUUCAACUCACUUAUCAACCGAAAACUAGCUUGGAAAAACAAAAUGCCAUCUUCGAUUAUAAAAAGCAGAUGUCUGGAUGCUCUGUGAAUUCUGAGAAUAGAACUGAAUUGGGUGUGAAUCUAGAUUAUCGUACUCUUUUUUGCACCCACUUGAAGUACUUAUUAGACAGAAUUGGAUAUUGUACAUUUGCAGCAUUUUCCUUUGUGUUCUACGGAAAAUUAAUGAGUGAAUAUGUUGUAGGAGAUGAAAGUGAUAUGUUACACAUGGAGUUUUUCAAUGUAUUCGAUAAAUUUGUUCAACCAAAUUCCAUAAAAGCAUUGGUAUUUAGUGUCAAUUUCAAAUUUCAUCCUCUCGCUAUCAAUUACAUCACCUCGGUACUCUCAUUCUUCCAACCCGGCCCGCUUCAAUCUAUCAUGCUUGACAUGGAUAAAAGGACAACCGCUAUGAACUUGGAAAGUAUUGUGCGCCUGGAACAAUGGGAACAAGCUGCUAUGAUUUUGAUGUCGGAUAUUACUGUGAAAUUCGCAAGGAGGGAUUUUGGGCAUUUGGGCAUUGCAAAAAUCAUAGCCCACCCGAUUUCUUUCGAAGAUCUAACGUUUCUAAAAGAGCAUUUUAUCACUUCUGACAUCCCUCAGAUGUUUGAGAUUAAGUAUCUCCGUUCCUCUGAGAUCAAUGUCAAUGUUGCUCAGAAACUUCUAGAGACAUUUGGACCACCAGCUCACGAAGAGUAUGCAAGUGCAGAGCAAUGUGAUCGAAUUUGGUGCCUUCCGAUUUCAAAUUCCGAGAAUUGUGUUCUCGUCAAACACAUAUUCUGUCGUCGGCGAGAGUACGGCUCAUUCAACUUCAGUCGACGCUUGGCAUCUGAGUUGGAGUUGAUGAGCACCACAUCUCCCAACCGAUCUCAAAUACUCUCUGCACUCGUCAAGAAAAUAGAAGCGUUGAAAAACUGGUCUCUCAAAGUUAGAAUAGAUGAGGGCCAGGUUCAGAUCAACUUCACUCACUCACCCUGGCCGACCAAAAGCAUCUGCUAUAAAAAUCACAGAGAAGGAUGUCUGUUGGAGUAUGAAUUUCACAAAGUAGUGUUUGAUGAGAACUUUGCCGUUGCAUCCUGUGAUGAUCUGAACUUCGUAAUGAAUAGUGUGCAAGAGUUUGACAAGUUUGAAAUUGAAUCUGGCGAGAUCUCAGCGCCAAAUCGAGACGAUGAUCCAAAUAACUCUAAUGAAACAAUUUUACCAUAUUGGUUGACUAAUCUGAAAACACAUUUGAAGCAAAGAUCACAGAUGCUUACUGUCGGAACUUUUAAGCUGAACUUGAAAAAUCACGCUCCAAACAAUCGGUUCUUUUCAAUCCUGUCACUGAUUGCCUCGGAAACUAUCGAGUUGAAGACUACUGUCCAGGAAGCAAAGUUAAAGUUGAAAGAAAUUAAUGUAACAAAUGCCAAGGAGUUUAAAGCAGAAUCGUUUCAAUUAUCCGUUCCUAUCAAAUUGUUGCUUCAUUUUUCAAAUGUGUCUGCGACGUUACAGACAGUUUCAAUUCAAGAUCUCAAUAUAUUGAAAGAGCACUUCCUGAAUUCUCCAAUCAAGCUCAAGUUUAUCAUCAACGACACUCUUUCAAAAAAUGAAGAUGUGAAUGUUACAAACCUACUGGAAAUGUUUGGAGCACCCGACCGUAUUGAAGAUGUCCUCAUGGAAUGGCGUAUUCGGACUCUUAGCACAAAAUUCGAGCUAGUCAUAGAAUACCGCCCAUGUGUUCCCAUGGGUCAAUCAUUCACUUUUGAAAGUUUUGCGAUUGCUGACACCGUAUUUGAAAAGGAACAUCAAACACUCGGUCCAAUCAAUAACCUAGCCAUGUUGCCACUCUCCUUCACUACUCGAUCCGUAAUUCUCCCCUCCACAUUGAAUUCCAUGAAAGGCGCACAACUCACUGAGAUUUACAUGUCAGUUGAACGUAUCCGAAUUACAAUAUUCUUCCGUUAUUUUCUCCAUAAUCAUGAAAAUUGUCGAACCCACGAGUAUGAACGUUAUCAGAAAGGGUGCCGGGUUAAAUGUGAUCUUCAAGAAGAGGUAGCUCGACACCAAGACUUUAUCUCGUUGGCGAUUUCCCAUUUGUCAGUGAUUCUGAAGAGUCACGAUAACAUGGUUCGAUUCAAAAUUUAUCUACGCGAUGAUUCUGAAGAGGACGACGUUGAUAAAAAGGUUCUUCAAGCCCUUGUUGAAGCGCUUAAAGAACGACAGAACAAGCUGAGAAUUAAAUAUUUAGAGGUAUAUUUCUGGAAGCGACCGCUCAUCGAACUCGCCGCCUCGCUAUUGUCAUGGUGCGACCCCAUAGAUCUUAUAAGAAUUGUUUUGGAAGCACCAUUUUUCAAAGGCAUAGUCAUCGAACCGGAAGCUUGUGAACUACUUGUCAACCUAGAACAGUGGAAAAGUGUGAGACAGAUGAUGUGUCCGUCGCUCGUGUUUCCAACUGCACUGUCAAGUUUUGAGCAUUUUUCUGCCGCUAACUUCACUGUUCCAACAAUCAGUUUGGAGCAGUUGAAUUCAUUGAAAAAGCACUUUAUGAAUUUCACCACUGAAUUCAUAUUUGCCAUUCACUUUCUCGCUUACAAAGAUCAAGACAUCAAUAAUAUGGGAGAAAGAGGACCGAAACCCCAAGACGUUUUUUGUACACCUUCUCAGGCUGAAUACGGAAAUGAAGAAUUAGGAAAUAAACGGUGGUAUUUGCCAAUGGAAAAUACGGAGUAUCAACUCGAUAUAAUUUAUCUACGUUGUGGAAGGCAAGGGGUUCCAGUGUAUAUUUUCAAGCGGGAACCUCUCAUAAAACUGCACCCACUAAGAAAAGCAGAAAAAGCGCCACCGUUUGAUAUGCUGCGGCUCGUCACCUGGUUCCCGCUGAUUAUGAAAAACAUUUUGAAUGAUUGUGCAUUCGUCUCAGUGGAAGUGCUCCGCAAUGUCUCCAAAGACAUUCGCCAGUUCGUAGAUCGGAAUCGGAGAAAUUCAAUAUUCCAAACAUAUGACAUUUCACUAAGUUUGUCCAGUGAUGAUGCCAAACUCUGUAUACGACAGUUCAACUCGCACACCAUUUUUCACUACUCCCCGCAACCAAUAGGCUGCAAGCUCAAAAUCACUGAGUUGACUCAGUUCGGACGCUUUCAGAGCAUGCGACAGCUGAAUAUGACAGACGACACCUAUAUAAACUAUCUGAUGCGUAUUCUUCAGUACAUUUUAAGAGAUCAGAGAGAUUGUCUCAACUUUUUCACGUAUGGCCUUCAUUUUGAAAAUGACAAUGAGGCAGCCGAGGCAAGAAGACAAGUCAAGAAAAUUCUCCUGCCAAAUGCACUUCGGAGCCACAAGUUCCAGUUAGUAAAUUUAGAUUUAACCGUAAGAAACGAAUCGGAAAUUUUGGAGCUUCUCGAAUGCUUUGACGCUGGAAAAUUGAAAUGUCUGAUUUUGGAAUUCGCUAGAAAAAAGGAAGAGGAGACUGGAGGGACAAUAGAAAUUAAUCGAAUAGCGGAGAUGGAUCACUGGAGAAAUCUGGAGGAGUUCGCAGUGGUUGACUAUGUGAUCAAUGCGGAUCCGUUGAACUUUAACCAAUUAUUCGGGCAUUUCAAAACACUCAACGUUUGCCUGCAAAACUUCACAGUUGAUAACUUGCUUUUCAUGAAACAGAAAUCCCUAGCAUCCUCAUUGUAUUUACAUUUCAUUUGCGAAAACUUUGAACUGGAGAACUUGUACGAGCUCAUUGGACGCCCUUUACUCGAAACUGCGAAUGCAGUCAAAUACCGAAAAUGGUUCUUCAAGUUAAUUGGCUCUAUAGAAAACACUCUGAUAUUGAUAAUUCACACUCAAAAUGGCAAAAUCCAUAUUCAAAUAACUAGAAUUCCCACAUCAGAUGUUCCCCAAAAUGCAACAAUUCGAGUUGAUUUUGAAUGA